Molecule: messenger RNA, 651 nt
Organism: Prorocentrum cordatum
Lineage: Eukaryota; Dinophyceae; Prorocentrales; Prorocentraceae
Source: the annotation of a GenBank genome assembly
AUGCCUGCGCGUCGCAGGGAUGAGAUCCGGAGCCCUUCCAAUCACUCCCCCGGUUGGUCCUCUGAUGGGGUAGAUUGGCCUCCGAACGGGACCGUUUCUUUGCACAAGGCAAAGCGGCCCUUCUGUGUUUGCCGAGAGUGCGAGCCAGCACGCGAGAGCUCCGUGGCUGAAAGGUGCGAUGUGUUCAUAACUCACUUUAGCAACUUGCGGUUCGAGUCGAGUGAGUUUCAGUGCCCCGUCGUUCACAUGCCAGAAUCCUUCCGUGAUUUCGGCUUGCGUUGGUUGAGUUCGCCUCAGGACCUCACGUUUGACCGUGACGAGGACGAUGCUGCGUUGCAGCCGCUCUCAACAGUUUGCCAAACGAGCCGGUUGAAUAAAAGCAGGUUCAUGGCAUUCAUGCACGGGGCAUGUUGGAAAGACCAUUACCCAACAGCUGAUUUCUGGCUGCGCGUUGCGUUGUUUGAUGAGGUCGCUGAAGGUUACGCAAAAGCACCAGAAGCUCUGGGUUACUGUAGGGGUCGUAAAGAUCAGCCUGUGGAAGCUCAAAACAUUGUGACGCAAAAGCUGACUGAAUAUGGCGUGUCGCAUCAAUUCGCAGCUACUUCGCUGACGAGGCCGUACUGGCAUGGGAGCCAUUCAAGUUUGCAGUAG